Molecule: messenger RNA, 1230 nt
Organism: Salvelinus namaycush (lake trout)
Lineage: Eukaryota; Metazoa; Chordata; Actinopteri; Salmoniformes; Salmonidae
Product: E3 SUMO-protein ligase PIAS4-A-like
Exons: 12
Coding region: 1-1230 (409 amino acids)
Biological process (GO): protein sumoylation; regulation of transcription by RNA polymerase II
Molecular function (GO): zinc ion binding; transcription coregulator activity; SUMO ligase activity
Source: RefSeq, a predicted model, not a curated record
AUGGCUGGGGACAUAGCAGAAGCAAUUAGGUUGUUGGCGCAUCUCCGUGUCACAGAGCUACGUUCUCUAAUGGCUGCCAUGGGCCAGCCCAAGAGUGGUCUGAAGUCCAAUCUGCUGGUGAGGGCUGUGGGGGUUAUACAGACCCAGUGCAAUCCCCACCUGCUCACAGUCGUGCGCCAGCUCUACCUGGAACGCUACUCCGACCAGAUAGUUCCUGGCAGCAGACAGAUGGUACCCCUUCCCUUUUACCAAGCCCUGGGGACAGUCCUACCCCCCACACAACUGGUGGGCUCUUUCUUUUCCGACAUGCAAAACCAGGAGUUCAUCCUCAUGCUGACGCCAAAGCAAGUGGAGCAGAACAGAAACUGCAAGGAGCUGCGACCAGGUGUGCCGAGUCUCCAGGUGGUUCUCAGAUUCUGCUUCACAGAGAGUCUUGGGUACGAGGAGGAUCAAUACCCACCAUGCCUGUCAAUCAAAGUUAAUCAGAAACGCAUACCCUUACCGAGGUACUCUGUGGCUGUGUACCUGGUGAAGGUGCUGUCCCCCUCAGACCUCCUCAGUCAACUGAAGAGCCAAUCAGUGGAGAGUCUGACAUUCUGCAGACAGCGCAUCCAGGAGAAGCUGCGUUUCGACCCAGAAUGUGAGGUGACCACAACAGGACUACAAGUGUCCCUUAUAUGUCCGCUGGGGAAGAUGCGUCUGUCAGUGCCCUGCAGGGGGCGUAAGUGCGCACACCUCCAGUGCUUCGACGGGAAGCUCUACCUGCAGAUGAAUGAGAAGAGGCCCACCUGGACCUGCCCAGUGUGUCACGAGCCAGUUCCGUACAGCCAGCUAACUAUCGAUGGGCUACUGACAGUGAUCCUGGCGUUGGAGGGCUUUCAGGACAAUACAGAGGUAGAAUACCUGGCUGACGGCUCUUGGAGGUUUGUUAUAGAUGGCGUGAGCAGGACAACACAGCCAUCGGCACCGUUGGAGAAGAUGGAGGCCUGUAGUGCUAGUAGUGUGACUGCAACCACCAGAGCCGUGUCAAAGGAAGUCGUCACUGUGGACCUUACGCAGGAGUCAUCCGAGGACGAGGCUGAUGAGGUCACAAAGGCCAUUAUCCCCAUCUGCUUCAAGAUGUCCACUAUCAUCCCAGUGCCCAAGAAGGGGAAAGUAACUGAGCUGAAUGACUACCGACCCUUAGCACUCAUCAUAAAGUGCUUCAAGGGGCUAGUCAAAGAUCGAUAA